AUGACCUCGUUUAAUCCAACCGUCUCGUUGAUUUUUAAGGAUCCGAAUGAAGAUACCGAGUGGAAUGAUAUUCUCCGCGCGAAGGGCAUUAUACCGCAGAAGCCCAAAGAGAAGGAAAUUACCGAAGAUGAGAUUAUCGGCAUGAUCGAAAGUACCAUUGCGGAGAAGCAGAAUGGGAAAGAUUUGUCGCAACUCGAUCUAGACGAGCUGGAUGAGCUGGAAGACUCGGAGGAUGAGGCGGUGCUGCAGCAGUACAGACAGAAGCGCAUAGCAGAAAUGCAGGCUGCCGCUAGCAAAGCCCGGUUUGGAACGGUGCGUGAAAUUUCCGGCCAAGACUAUGUCGAGGAAGUGACCAAGGCAGGCGAGGGCAUCUACGUGGUGCUACACCUGUACAGUCGCGGUGUUCCGCUCUGUGCUUUGAUCAAUCAGCACCUGACGCAGCUAGCCAGCGCUUUUCCGAUGACAAAGUUUGUCCGUGCAAUCGCAACCACGUGCAUCGCGAACUACCCGGAACGAAAUGUGCCGACCAUCUUCGUUUACUACGAGGGCCAGUUAAGGAAACAGUUUAUCGGGGCGGUCGAACUCGGCGGACCGAAUCUAACGUGUGAAGAACUUGAGUAUAUGCUGGGACAAACGAAAGCAAUCGAAAGCCAAAUUAAGGAGGAUCCAAGGGAGUCGAAAAAGAUUAAGGAUAAAAUGUUUGCCGAACUGUCGGACAAUAACGAUUGGUAGGAGAGAGUGUGUUGAGAAUUAGAGACAAAUGUCAGCAUUUUUUCUACAAAAUCUAAUAAAGUUAUCUGCUAUUUAUUGAUAA
Messenger RNA from Anopheles maculipalpis, 814 nucleotides. It is a transcript of the gene viaf, whose product is annotated as viral IAP-associated factor homolog. Gene Ontology annotation, cellular component: cytoplasm. The transcript has a single exon. NCBI's taxonomy places the organism in Eukaryota, Metazoa, Arthropoda, Insecta, Diptera, Culicidae. Gene Ontology annotation, biological process: protein folding. The record is from RefSeq and is a predicted model, not a curated record. The coding region runs from base 1 to 732 and encodes 243 amino acids.